Molecule: messenger RNA, 1248 nt
Organism: Leptosia nina
Lineage: Eukaryota; Metazoa; Arthropoda; Insecta; Lepidoptera; Pieridae
Source: the annotation of a GenBank genome assembly
AUGCAAAGAUUUUAUGUCGCGAUUGAAUCGGUAUGGAUUGGUGCAAGACGGGACUCUGCAGAUGACCCAGAAGGCUACAGAUGGAGCCACGGUGUAGAACUACGAAGAACAGCAGCUGAUGUGUUGCCGAACGAGAUGGAUGCUAAUCUUCAAAGACACUACCCCAUGUGGUUAAACCGCACCCGAAUUCCAGUACCUGAGGGUGGAGCUGACUGCGUCGCCCUGGAACGGGUCAACCACGACAAACCAGUUUUCUUAGACUUACCCUGUCUUUUAGAAAGACCCUUUGUGUGUGAGAAAGAAGCCCACAGUCAAGUUCGAGUUCAGGAAUUGAAGAGUGUACGGUGUCGUGCUGGACUGUACCGCCUGUUUGAUGGUAGGAUGGAUUGGCAUCAGGCAGCCGCUUAUUGCGUCAUUAAGAAGAUGACAUUAGCAAAUGUGCCGUCAAUGAAAUGCUUAAAAAAACUAGGUUUAACUAUGCUCAAAGCACGGCCGAGCAUUGAAAGUGCGUGGGUUGGCGCAAAAGGCGUUCUUGGUCAGUGGACGUGGAUAGAUACAGGUUUAAGUAUUUUCACGUCUUCGGUUUACAGCGAUGUAUCUGCUGGUGAAUGGCCACCUAUGAGAGACAGUUCAACAAUAAAGCAAAGUGGAUGCCUUCAAAUAGAUAGACACGAGACAAAGUCCCCUGUUUUUAUGGAAGCGAGAUGUGAACGAAAGAUGCAGUUUAUUUGCUAUCAAGGUUCGCCAGGCUUGAGAACCACAGUACUGCCACCUAGCGACGAUAAUUACUACUACAUUUUAGUAAGGCAAUCCUUCUACUGGCAACAUGCUUUCGAAAACUGUAAGAAAAUGAACGGGACUCUAGCUAGUGUGGAAAACAAUGACGUUUUGAUUCAACUUUUGCUAGCGAUGGGCGAGAAUAAAGAUGAGCCUGUUGAACACAUCUGGAUAUCUGGUCGUCUGAACAUGACUAAAGACGCAAGCGAAUCCGUUAGUUACGCAUGGUGGAAUCCUAUAAGUGGCAAACGCAUAGUAGACCCCAAGAGUGGCGAUGUUAUGGCAUACAUGCCUCCAUGGUUAGACGAGGAGUUUACAGUGGAUAGUCCUUGUCUUAACCUCGAUAGACAAGAUCAUCUCAACGGUGUCAUAUAUGGCCUGCCCUGUGACACCCCACAGUAUUCUAUUUGCAUGAUUGAAAAAUCUACUAAGGCCGGGCCAACAGAUGCUCUUAGUGAAGAUUCUACAUAA